AUGAGCUUGUCGCCGCAUUCGGAAAGUUUUUCCAGCGAAGAUGAUUUCGGCAAGACAGUGAGUUUGAGAAGAACUGAAGCACUUUCUUCUUCAGUCGUUUGUUUGCCGCCACCACCUACGGUGAAGAGAUUGACUGGAAUCGCGUUUGUCUAUGCCACAAUUGUUUCUCAUGAUGGCCGAGCCAUUACCAUAGAUGGUCACCGCCGAGUUCUCCUUUCUGGUUCUAUCCAUUAUCCUAGAAGCACUCCUGAGAUGUGGCCGGAUCUUAUCAAAAAAGGUAAAGAAGGAGGUCUUGAUGCGAUCGAAACAUAUGUCUUCUGGAAUGCGCAUGAGCCUACUCGCCGUCAAUAUGAUUUUUCUGGAAAAUUAGAUCUUAUUCGAUUCCUGAAAACCAUUCAAGAUGAAGGAUUGUAUGGUGUUCUUCGCAUAGGACCAUAUGCAUGUGCUGAGUGGAAUUACGGAGGAUUCCCAGUGUGGCUGCACAACAUGCCUGGAAUGGUGUUCAGAACUACAAACAAAGCAUUUAUGGAUGAGAUGCAAAACUUCACAACUAUGAUAGUAGACAUGGUCAAGAAAGAAAAUUUAUUUGCAUCACAAGGAGGCCCAAUUAUUCUUGCUCAAAUAGAAAAUGAGUAUGGAAAUGUAAUGGGACCCUAUGGAGAAUCGGGUAAAGAAUACAUUAAGUGGUGUGCAAACAUGGCUCAGUCUCUUGAUGUUGGUGUUCCAUGGAUAAUGUGUCAACAAAAUGAUGCUCCUCAGCCUAUGUUGAAUACAUGUAAUGGCUUUUAUUGUGACAAUUUUGUACCAAACAAUCCCAACACUCCUAAGAUGUGGACUGAGAAUUGGACCGGAUGGUAA
Messenger RNA from Brassica oleracea var. oleracea, 858 nucleotides. Its product is annotated as beta-galactosidase 15-like. The record is from RefSeq and is a predicted model, not a curated record. Bases 1 to 858 code for a protein of 285 amino acids. Gene Ontology annotation, biological process: carbohydrate metabolic process. Lineage: Eukaryota; Viridiplantae; Streptophyta; Magnoliopsida; Brassicales; Brassicaceae. Gene Ontology annotation, molecular function: beta-galactosidase activity. The transcript is spliced from 7 exons. Gene Ontology annotation, cellular component: cell wall; vacuole.